ACUACUGCCAUGAAGGUAACAGAGUUGAAGGUCUGCAUCUCCUGCGAGAAAUGCAAGACUCAGAUACUGAAAGCAGUCACAAAACUUGAAGGUAUUGUAGAAGUAUCUGUGGAUGAACAGAAGGGGAUACUGAAGGUGGUUGGGGACGUUGAUCCAAUUCAAGUAGCAAAGCAAGUGAGGAAGACUGGGAAGACCGCAGUUUUCGGCAGUGUUAGUGAACCAAAGCCUGCAAAUCCUUCUCCAGAGAAGCCUAAGCCUGCAAAUCCUCCUCCAGCUCCUCUGCCUUCUUGUUGCAGUGCCUGCUGCCGCCUUGUCGAGAUAAUAGAAUUGAAGGUCUGCAUCGCCUGCCAGAAAUGCAAGACUCAGAUACUGAAAGCAGUCGCAAAACUUGAAGGUAUUGUAGAAGUAUCUGUGGAUGAACAGAAGGGGACACUGAUCCAAUUAUCAGGUUGGGGACGUUGAUCCAAUUCAAGUAGCAAAGCAAGUGAGGAAGACUGGGAAGACCGCAGUUUUCGGCAGUGUUUAGCGAAUCAAAGCCAAAGCCGGAGCCUGCAAAUCCUCCCAAGAAGAAUCCUCCAGAGAAGAAGCAGCCUGAGCCUGGAAAUCCUCCUCCAGCUCCUCUGCCUCCUUAUUGCAGUCCCUGCCACCUUGUCGAGGUGCGCUAUGAGCCAUAUGGUGGCCCCUACUGCUCCGUUCUGUGAGAGAAAGCCAUGCAACUGCUAGCAGGAUCUGUUGAUUCGGCCAAGAGAUUCCAUGCUAGAUCUUCUGCAAACAGUUAAUUUAUCAUCAUUCUGUAGAACUAAAUAAGAUGGCACCUAGCUGCUUGUGAGUUCAGUUGAGAAGAGAAAAUUGGUAAUUGUUGAAACACUGGAAUUUUUUUUUGGGCUGUAAUUGAAAAAUUUGUAAUUAAAAAUAAAUUUAUAAUCUUAAAAUCAAUGAGAUAUUCAAGAAAAAAUGACAAAAAUUGAGAAAAGAAAUUAGAAACAAUGGAGAGAGAGAACGUAAAAAUUGAGAAGACAAAAUGUUGUAAAUUGAUUGUUGGACUAGGUGUUUGUAAAAAUUUAAAUUGAAAGUUAAAUUUUAUUUUGGGCUCAAUUUUUUAAUAAAAUAUUUAUUAUUAAAAAGAAAAUAAUAAAAAUAUAUAAA
Molecule: messenger RNA, 1146 nt
Organism: Diospyros lotus (date-plum)
Lineage: Eukaryota; Viridiplantae; Streptophyta; Magnoliopsida; Ericales; Ebenaceae
Product: heavy metal-associated isoprenylated plant protein 2-like
Exons: 6
Coding region: 10-462 (150 amino acids)
Molecular function (GO): metal ion binding
Source: RefSeq, a predicted model, not a curated record